CGGAAUGUUUGUUGGGUACUCGAGUAUCAUACAAGUGGGGCUGCAAGUAACCAGAGCAACGCUAAAGGGGAGUGCUGGGAAGAAUAGUACAGUUUCGCGGAGUAACCUUCAUACCGACUGCCGCCAGGGAUCAGAAUGGGCGCGACGCUCCUGUUCCCACCCAGAAAAGUGUUGCGCGCUUUUCCACCCCCUACCGCACAGCACCAGACCAAACCAUUCCCGCUUUCACUGCUAACCUUCUCCGCAUCGCGUACGGUACAGUAUCUAUCGCCGUUCUACUCGCAUUUCCACUGCUCCCGUCUGCCUCUCUGUCUGUUCAGUCAUCCCGGCAUUCGAUCGGCCCAUCUAAUUGUUCAACCUGGAACGGGCUUGUGGAUCUUAAUCAUCAUAUCCUACCUUUGCUGCGUUGCACCCAAAAUCCUGCUUUCUCGGUCUUAGCCCUAGCGCAGUUUGUGUCGAAGGAGUAACCUGCUCGCUUCUUUUUUCUCCUGUGCUCCGAGUUCUGCACUCCGCCUUCAUACCCAUCGCUCCACCACAACCAAUUUACGGAUCGCAUUAACCCAAAGCUAUGCCCAGCGAGAAGAAGAUCAAGGAACGCUCUCUGCCAUCCCAGAGAAACCCGUUGCUUCAGGGAGCUGAUAUUCCACCUUGUACGCUCUCCUCUUCUGUCGCGCGGCCGUUGUCGCAACACGCAUUCAUCUCCUCGUCAUCACUGCUUCAUCGCUGUUCCCCCACCGCUGACCCGAACAUGAUGUUUGAACCCUGCAGACAAUGAGCUCGUUGACAUGCGCCGCCUUGGCCAGACCAAUUUGGGAAGCAAGAGUGGAAAUGACGCGGUUCUUUUUUCCUAUGUGCAUCUUCGAGCGCCUCUCCCGCAGCCUUUGGGAGGCUCGGAAAUCUUUGGAUCGGCGGCCCCUGAAUCCUACUUCUUGAUGCGUAGGAGCCAAGAUGGAUACGUGAGCUCUACGGGAAUGUGAGUCUCGGUUGUUCUUUUGUUUUUUCUCCCUUCUCUUUCCCCCCGCGUUUCUAGGUAUUUGUUUCGUCUUGCCGGAUGUAUAUGAGCCGAGAGCCGGACCCGCAUUAGUACCUCCUACGAGGCCGGAAGUUAACCCAUUCUUGGCUGAGUGUAGGUUUAAGGCUUCUUUCCCCUGGGCGAAAAAGAAGGAGGAGGAUCACGAGAGGCAGUAUGUGAGAGAACACUUCGAGAAAACAUCCCCGGACGAAACCGCGGGAAAUUUGUGGAUUCACCCCACCGAUGGUAAGUCCAUCCGUUUUUCGGGUUGAAUGAUUAUGUUCUGGGCGAGGUGGCUAACGUUGUUGAAUAUAGCCCUAGCUUUGGCCGACGAGUAUGUGUAACCCGAGUGCCCCUCUCCCCUCUCGAGUCAACCGAGCUGCAUGACUGACACACGUAUUCUCUCAGCUAUGGAAUGAGACUGUGGAUUGAAGCCCUACUGGAUAACGAGUCUGUGAUCCCCUCUGACCAUCGCAAACGAAAUAUUACUCCUCCACCCCCUUAUUUCAAGCCAGCCGAAUCUGACGCGGGAUCCGUUGCGUCCAGCACUGCUCCCGCUCCGCGAAGACGGACUACACGAUCGGCAUCCCCUAGCAAACGUCUUGGAUCAACUCCGCGAAAAACACGCGCGAAGGCAGCCAAGGAUAGCCCUUUGAAAAAAGAAGUCGCCCCGAUCGCAGAGGCUAUGGAAGAAGAGACCGAGGUCGUCACCCUAACCACAACCGAGAAGACGACUCUGACUUCUACCGGGACUGCUCCUGUGUUGACCAACGGUAAUGGAAUCGAAACCAGUUUAACCACUCCAGUCAAGGGGGAGCCAGCAAUAAAACUUCGGGUUGACCAGGAAAGCGAGGAGAAGGGGGAUGUUAAGGUUGCAAGGAAUAGCGUUAAGCUUGAACUUGCAUCUGGCGAACUCGAGCUCCCAGCUGGCGAGAUCGCGGCCCCACUUGCGGAGAGCGCACAGGAAAUGAUCGCUAAGGCCAAGGAAAUGGUAGCUGAGGCCCAGCGCCUUGAUAGCGGUUCCGAUGCCGGCCCCGUCAAUGGUGUAGGUAGAAAGCGAAAGGCUGAGGAAGUCGAGGGCGCCGAAGAAGCUGGAGCUGGUGAAGGGUCUGGCCAUAGACAUGUCAAGAGGUCAAAGGUUCUGGAGGAAGAAUUGAAGAGGGAGAAAGUUAAGAAUAAGGCGUUAAUCGGACUGACAGCAGUCUUGGCUAUCGGGUCAGUUUCUUCAUCUUGCCGAGCAAUCCCUUGUUGAAUGGCUUGUGGACUAACAGGCUAACACAUGGGUGCAGAGCUCUGUUCCCCUACGUUCUGUAGCGCGGGAAAAUUUUGCCAGGUAUGGCUUUUAGUUUUGCGAACAUUAUCAUGCCCUGGAUAUGUGAGGAAUGUGAUUCCUUAUGUGCUAGGGUUCUCGAGUUUUUACGGGUCGACCCUGUUAUGACAUGCCCAUAGUUUUUGCGUUUUUCAUUUUUCUGUCCUGGUAUAACAUUUCUCGUCGACCUUUUUUUUUUCGCUCUCAUCUCCUAAACCACUGGAAUUUUAAAACCCUAUCGUUAGCCCCAGAUAUGCGCUUUUACUUUUCUGUUUUCCCUUUUCCUCAAUUUUCUGAUUAUCUAUUGUCUAUUUCGCGGUACCCCUUCGCAUUCAGAAGGCUUUGUUAGGGGUCCAUCGGCCUUGGACUCUAGGCUCGACCUGUUAGGAUUCUUUGUCUUCUAUACAUUCUCGUCUUGUUAUUAUUUGUUCUUUUUGCGUUUCUUUUGUCUGGGGUUCUUUGCCUGAAAUUUCUUCCACCCUCCCAUUCUUAAAUUUUCAAUCGUUGGUUAUUUGUAUGUACGCUAUAAUUCCAUUUUACUCUCCAAGUUUUCGGGGUGCAGGAUUCCCGUAUUUUACCUUUUUUUUUACAGAUGUUUCCGGGUUGGUUUGGGCGUUCAAAUGUGCGAGCUCCUGUAGCUUCUGUUGUAAGAACUCAGCGAUUCCCCAAUCAUCAUCAUACUGGCAUCGUGAUCGCUUUAGCGUCGAAGAAUCAGCACCGGCGGGGGUUUUCCUACAAUCGCACUGUGUAUAUGGUCUCCCAAUUCGCACCUGAGACCUGUGAUAUGGCAUUCUACUCGGGGCGCCAUUGUACUGUUGUGCGUGCUUGCCGUUUCUCAAUAACACCAUAAGGGGUACUCACACUGUAUACUGUUGGUUCAGUUGAGAUCCGUUUCAACGACCCGAUGGCGGUUUACCGUCCAGAGACUGAGGGUAUGUUGGUCCGUGAGGUAAAAUGCGAGCAUUCGCAGUGUGCGAUGGUACUGCACCGCUAUCAUUCCUCCAUAACUGGACUUGAUGUGCAACUACGAUACGGGGGAAGAUGGGGGAAUCGAGGAGACGCAGCUCUAUUCACGGGACCCGGAGUGCAGUUUGGGGUCGCGUCGGCUAUCUACGAUGAUAUGAUACCUGUACCGGAUCAUGAUGCUCAUAUCAUAUCAUGCCAACCUCUAAUACGGUGUUCCAACUCCACUGCGAGGGUAAGCCCUAGGGCACCUACCGGUACAGCGGUGGACUUGUUAUCAGCCACAAGAGAUCCCACCCCGCACAAAUGCCCCAGAUCAUAAAGAGCGCUUCGCUUUGCCUCGGGCCCUCGGUUGUUCCUCUUGAGACUGACCGUACUGGUACCGCAGGUCUACCCUCUCUCCGGUACCGCACUCCAGACGGCGACGAAGUUGGGCGCAAUUUGCUUUUGCCCUCUCCUACCCGCAUCAUGUAACUAGUUCAACCCACUGGGAUUGGGACUGCAUACCUCAAUCAUGCUCCUCCUACGCCCUCGCUACCUCUUACCCCCCUCGAAAAGGCUCUUUUCCACCUCUGCUCACCGUAAUGCCACGUGGGGGUUUGUUGGACUCGGGCAAAUGGGAUAUCCCAUGGCUCGGAAUCUACGUGUCAAGGCGCCCGCCGAUGAUACGCUCGUUGUCUUCGACGUUAACAAGGAUGCGACGAAGCGGUUUGUGGACGAACUGGGCGCGACGUCUGGGAACGUUGUUGUCGCGGGCGGGCUCGAGGAGGUCGUGGAUAGAAGUGUGAGUUGUUCUUAUUGAUAAUUUGCUUAAAAAGUUUUGUCUCUCUUAGUGAUGAGUAUCUCCGAUCAUUAUGAAUUGUUUCUAAGUCGGGGGGCUUCGUCUUGAAGUUUCCUCUCCGUGAUUUUUUCCUAUCACAUCAAAGCCAAUCCUCUGAGCCCUUUCUGAGACCUCUGCCCUUUGCUUCCCGUUGUUGAUUAACUUUGCUUCCUGACUGACGUGCUGAUGUUAAGGACACUGCAGGACACAAUUCUAACCAUGCUCCCUGAGCCACAGCAUGUUAAAUCUGCCUUUAGCUCUUUCCUCGGUGCGGCUUCUAGCCCUGCUGGAAGGGAGCAAAAACUGUUCAUCGAUUGCUCGACAAUCGACAUAUCUACCUCCCUCUUUGUCGGCAAGUCCGUGUGCGAGUCUGGUCUCAAUGGCCGAUUUGUUGAUGCACCCGUAUCCGGAGGAACUGUUGGAGCGGCUGCGGGAACGUUAACCUUCAUGGUUGGAUCCGAGCCAGCGCUCUUCCCUCGAAUCACACGCAUCCUCUCCCUCAUGGGUGGUCGUGUUAUCCAUUGCGGACCGCCUGGUGCCGGGUUGGCAGGAAAAUUGACCAACAACUACCUGCUCUCUAUAAGCAAUAUCGCUACUGCCGAAGCGAUGAAUCUCGGGAUCAAAUUGGGAUUAGAUAGCGGGGUGUUGAAAGGCCUCAUCAAUGUCUCUUCUGGAAGAUGUUGGAGCAGCGAAAUCAACAACCCGGUCGAUGCAGCCCAGAAGGAAUUCAAGGGAGGGUUUGGGGUUUCUCUUAUGAAGAAGGAUCUUAAACUUGCCAUCCAAGCCGCUGAAGAGGCUGGGGCGAAAUUAGCCAUGGGCGAGAGGGCAAGGGAGGUUUACGAAGCUGUUGAGGGGGCCAAGGAGUGCGAAGGGAGAGAUUUUUCAGUAGUUUACAGAUGGCUGGGGGGAGACGAGGGGAAAAAGUAGUGAUGUCUGGAAUAGUUUACUCCUUCACUACAGAACGAAGGGGAGAAAAGAAUAGAUUUUCCGAAACAACGUCAGUAGCUGGAACAAUGCUUUAAUCAAAGCUUUAACGGUGCUUGAUGAGGUCGCUUGUCGAAGAUGUGUGAUUCGGUCGGAUCACACGACAGGAUCUGCACGAGCCCAAAGAGAAACUUUUUUUGUAGGCUCUAUAAACUGCCUCAAACUUCUCAGUUUGGAGAGAUAUUGGGUGUUUUUCUGUUUUAUUUCAUUACUGUAAUAGUUGUAUUUCUUGUCUGAUUAUGAGCUUUCGGACCUUAAACUAUAAUAUGAGUACAGUCCUGGUGUGGGUAUUCUCCGUUUCAAGCACAAUUGUGCCCUAUGAACAUUCAU
Tuber aestivum (summer truffle) is the source of this 5418-nucleotide messenger RNA. NCBI's taxonomy places the organism in Eukaryota, Fungi, Ascomycota, Pezizomycetes, Pezizales, Tuberaceae. The record is from the annotation of a GenBank genome assembly.